AUGAACAAGUUGUAUUUGAUUCUGACAAAUGCCAAGAAAUGGAAAGACUACAAUAACCAGAGUAGGAGUACUAUAGUAGAACAUUCUGGAUCAGCGGAGAAUGAGUCGUGCCAUUUGGGUCACAACGUUCGCGAGGAAUCCAGUGAGCUUCUGAUGUUUCAACGGCCGACAGCAGUAUCACCGCAGGAUGGUCAGAAGGAGGAAGUGGGACCCGUCGCCACUCCAUCGCCAUCGUCACCCCCUCCUCCUAAGGCCAAGGUCAGCACCGAUUCCUUAGACGUGCUAGCAUUCAGUGGGCCGGCACCGGAGAGGAUCAACGGCAGGCUAGCCAUGACAGGCUUCCUGACGGCAAUAGCCGUGGAGCUAUUCAAGGGCGAGGAUGUCGGAGUGAGCGUGGAGUCGAAGUCGAAGGGGUUCAUGAGCUCCGAUGCUGAGAUGUGGAAUGGGAGAGUUCCUAUGCUGGGUUUGGUUGCUUUGGCCCUCACCGAGUAUGUUAAAGGUGGAGCCCUUGUGUAG
This is a messenger RNA of Rhododendron vialii, 516 nucleotides long. RefSeq names its product early light-induced protein 1, chloroplastic-like. The transcript has 5 exons. Bases 1 to 516 code for a protein of 171 amino acids. Lineage: Eukaryota; Viridiplantae; Streptophyta; Magnoliopsida; Ericales; Ericaceae. The record is from RefSeq and is a predicted model, not a curated record.